AUGAUAGGAAGCAUCGAUUGUAUGCAUUGGGAAUGGAAGAAUUUCCCAACCGCAUGGAAAGGUCAAUACACACGUGGAUCCGGAAAUCCAACCAUCGUUUUAGAGGCUGUAGCGUCACACGAUCUGUGGAUAUGGCACGCGUUUUUUGGACCUCCAGGUACAUUAAACGAUAUCAAUGUUCUUGAUCGCUCUCCAGUUUUUGAUGAUAUAUUACAAGGUUAUGCUCCAAAAGUGAAUUACAUUGUCAACGGCCGCGAGUAUCAUUUGGCUUACUAUCUCACUGAUGGUAUUUAUCCAAAAUGGGCUACUUUUAUUCAAUCUAUUAAACUCCCACAAGAUCCAAAGGCAUCUUUCUUUGCUACUUGUCAAGAAGCUGUCCGUAAAGAUGUCGAGCGUGCUUUUGGAGUCUUGCAAGCUCGCUUCGCCAUAGUCAAAAAUCCGGCUCUUGUCUAUAAUAAGGAAACAAUUGGAAAGAUUAUGAGAGCGUGUAUCAUACUUCACAAUAUGAUAGUAGAGGACGAACGAGAUGGGUACAACCAGUUAAAUCCAGCAGAAUUCGAACAACAAUAUGAUGACCAUGCUGAGCAAGCGGAAGGAAGUUCGUAA
Molecule: messenger RNA, 606 nt
Organism: Camelina sativa (false flax)
Lineage: Eukaryota; Viridiplantae; Streptophyta; Magnoliopsida; Brassicales; Brassicaceae
Source: RefSeq, a predicted model, not a curated record